Messenger RNA from Bombus terrestris (buff-tailed bumblebee), 4001 nucleotides. RefSeq names its product cartilage oligomeric matrix protein (gene Tsp). The transcript has 15 exons. The coding region runs from base 223 to 3702 and encodes 1159 amino acids. Gene Ontology annotation, molecular function: calcium ion binding. The record is from RefSeq and is a predicted model, not a curated record. NCBI's taxonomy places the organism in Eukaryota, Metazoa, Arthropoda, Insecta, Hymenoptera, Apidae. Gene Ontology annotation, biological process: cell adhesion. Gene Ontology annotation, cellular component: extracellular region.
CGUCGGUAGGCUUUUCCAUGUCUCAGUCGAUGAACGUCCUGCCAACGUCCCGCGAUUUUAUUCAUCACGAUUUAUUUAUUCUAGAUCAGUACGCCUUAACCUUAAUCAAUUCACAGUAGGAAUAAACCGUAAAUACGACGCAAAAAAAAAAGAAAAAAAUAAAAUUGACUAAUCGAUCUCGUGGAAAAAUAAUCGAUUAAAUUUGGAAGAUAGUGAUUUAAAAUGCAUAUUAUCGCAUCGUUGAUCUUCGCGAUACUAUUCGUUGUUUACGUCGCUGAUUGUAACGUGAAAUUGGAUAAAGGGUUGACGACAAAUCUUCGAGAAACAUGGGACUACAAUGAUUUUGUGAUUGUUGCUUUGAACUCCAAAUCAAAAAAAAAGCAAUCAGAAGCAGCGAUUGAUAUUCUUCUAGCUGUAAAAUACGAGAAAUCGAAGACAAAAAUGAUAUUUAAGUUCGACAGGCAAACUAAUCGAAUCAUCUAUGAGAAGACUAAUCGAAAUGGUCAUCGAACUACGGAGCACUUGGAAAUUCAGAACGUGAAUGCUCCAUGGAAGAAAAUAAUCGUCUUCGUGCAUCAGAAUAAACCUGACCCCGAAAUAGACAUUUACGUUGAUUGCAUUUAUCAAGGCAUGUUACACUUGAAGGAAAGCUUCCGUAAGGUAGCAGAAAAUGAAGAUGAUUCUCUUGUAGAAGUGUUUAGAGAAAGGAGAAGUCACGUAAAGGUGUAUCCCUUAUUAUCCGUCAGCGACGCUCUGAAACAAGAAAAUUGCCCCAACUAUCUGGCCGGUUUAGGCACGUUAUCGGAUGAGUACAAAGAGUCUGUCGAGUCUGACGAAUCAAUUCCUACAUCAACCAAAGACAAUUCUGAUAAUAAUUCCGACGAAUUUUCACUCGAGAUUAAUCCAUCUCGUAGAAAAUUAGGAAACAAUGAAAACUCCACAACUGAAACUUCAGAUACGUCCGAAGAUACAAGUUCAAUUGAAGAUUUCGGCGAUCCAGGUUUUAAACAAUCAUCUCAAUCGAAACACGAUUAUCGUCCUACUGAACGUCCUGAGAAAUAUCAUUCUAUAAGUGAGUUUGAAACUAAUCAAGAAGAUGUUUCGAAACAUGUGAAACGUUCGCGUCAGAAAACACGAUCUGAAUACUUUGACGGACCUUUUUACGAGAAUCCCAUGGAAUGGAAUAAUUUUGGUGAAUUGGAUCCAUUGAGUCAGUCCAACUUGUAUCAUAAGAGAUUUCCGCGAAGAGGGGACAUAGGGAUUCAGAGUCUGAACGAAAAGGUUUGUUUAAUGGAUUUUCAAAUCGUGAGGACAUUAAACGAGCUGAUUGAAGCUACUAGGAAGGUCUGGAGAGAAAUAGAAUUAAACAAACUGGAAAUGCGACAUCUUCGACAAUUAAUUGAAAAUUGCGCAGCAUGUCGUGUACCUCCUGUUUCACCGAUGACCACGGCGGCUCCUCCUCCUAGUUGCGAUUACAAAUCGCCCUGCUUCCCGGGCGCUGACUGCAUUAACACACCACGCGGGCCACAGUGCGGAGCGUGCCCGCCGCAAUACACUGGUGAUGGAUAUCGUUGCGUGAAAAUUAGUUGCGCGCACAACCCUUGCUUUUAUGGGGUCCGUUGCUACGACCGCGCGGAUGGAUACAGGUGUGGAAAUUGUCCCAACGGUUACGUAGGUGAUGGUAAACGCUGCGAACGAUUUAAGGGUGGUUGUGAGCCUCAUCCUUGCUACCCGGAUGUAAAAUGUGAUCCAAUUCUUCAUCCGCCGUAUUUCAAAUGCGGUCCUUGUCCAAACGGGUUCAUGGGUAAUGGAUCUACGUGUGUUGAUAUAAAUGAAUGCGAGCUAGCUCAACCUUGUCAUCCAGGAGUACGAUGUAUCAAUCUUCAUCCAGGAUUCAAAUGCGAAUCUUGUCCACCAGGAUUUGCUGGACCUACAGUCGAAGGAGUCGGUUUGGAAAUCGCAAUGGUUCGCAAGCAAAUUUGCCAAGACAUAAAUGAAUGCGAAAAUAACAAUGGAGGAUGCGAUCCAUAUAUGACAUGCAUUAAUACGGAGGGCUCGUAUAGAUGUGGUACUUGUAGAACAGGUUACGUGGGAAACCAAACAUUUGGCGAUGUAAACGCCGAUUGUAUUUGUACCAACACCAAUGAAUACACAUGUAGAUGUCGCGUUGGAUGGGCAGGAGAUGGACUGAUGUGUGGUUCGGACAGAGACAGCGAUGGAAUUCCUGAUAGAAACCUCCGUUGUCAUGAUUUACGUUGUCGUAUGGACAACUGUCCAUUUAUACCAAAUACAGGACAAGAGGAUGCGGAUAGAGAUGGUUUGGGUGAUGCUUGUGAUCCAGACGCUGAUAACGAUGGCAUCUUGAAUCCUUCGGACAACUGUCCUUUAAUUCCAAACCCUAGCCAGGAAGACAGUGAUCAUGAUUCUGUCGGCGAUGCUUGCGAUAAUUGUCCUCUAGCAAAAAAUCUAAAGCAGGACGACACUGACGAUGAUGGCAUCGGUGACGCCUGUGACGACGACGUUGAUAACGAUGCUAUCUUGAAUGAGAACGACAAUUGUCCAAAAACGAAGAAUCCAGAUCAAAAUGACCGCGAUAUGGAUGGUAUUGGCGACGCCUGCGACAAUUGUCCUGAUGUAUACAAUGAGGACCAAUUGGACCAAGAUGAAGAUGGGGUAGGUGAUGCUUGCGACAACGACAACGAUAAAGAUAGAGAUGGUGUACAAGACGAUAGAGACAAUUGUCCUGAUGUCAUGAAUUCAGGACAAAAUGAUAUUGACCACGAUGGUAUAGGAGAUGAAUGCGAUGAUGAUAUGGAUAAUGAUGGUGUGCCCAAUUCGAUUGACAAUUGUCCUUACGUUUACAAUCCGGAUCAACGUCGCACGCAUCAUGAGAAUGUUGGUGAUGCUUGCUGGAACGACAAUGAUAACGACACUGUGAAGAAUUUAUUAGACAAUUGUCCUAACAAUAGUUUGAUCUGGGCAACAGAUUUCAGAAAAUAUACUACGGUUGCUUUAGAUCCUAUUGGUACUGCUCAAAUAGAUCCUGUUUGGGUAAUACACCACGAAGGAGCUGAAAUUCAGCAGCUUUAUAAUAGUGAUCCCGGGCUUGCUAUUGGUCCGGAUAUAUUCAGCGGCGUAGAUUUCGAGGGCACGUUCUUCAUCGACGACGACGGAGACGACGACUACGUUGGUUUUGUUUUUUCUUACCAGGACAACCGUAGAUUCUACGUUGUGUGCUGGAAAAAAGGCCCGCAACCAUAUUGGAUGCCGACUCCGUUCAGAGCAGUAGGAGAACCCGGAGUUUUUUUGAAACUCGUCAACUCAAAUACAGGUCCCGGAGAAUUUCUUAGAAACAGUCUUUGGCAUAACGAAGAUGUACCCAACCAGGUGAAGAUUCUUUGGCAUGAUCCAAAGAAAAUCGGGUGGAAAGAAAGGACACCGUAUAGAUGGCAUCUGUUACAUAGACCUAAAAUCGGUCUAAUUAGGUUCCGACUUUAUCAAGGAAAACAACUAGUAGCUGACUCAGGAAAUGUUUACGAUUCGACAUUGAAAGGUGGCAGAUUGGGUGUUUACUGUUUCUCUCAGGAAAAGAUUACUUGGUCCAAUUUGUUAUAUACAUGUAAAGAGACUGUCCCGAAAUUGGUAUGGAACGAGUUGCCGGCGAACUUGAAGAAAGAAGUAAAUGUAGAGAUGAAUAAUUAAAUCAGACCUUCUACCAGACUUAUCUAUUACGACUCACUUUAAUAACUUCUUGAAAUUUAUUCCAUUAUUUUAGGAAAAUUUUGUCUAUUUAAGCCGAAUAUCAUGAAUUUGGUUCGUUUCCCGCGAUGAGAACUAAAAAAUAUUCUUAAGUGUAUGUAUAUGUAUCUAUAUUUACGAGUUUUAUUCAAUAUGGGCAGAAUUCAUUGGAAAAAUUCGUGAUUCUUUUUCUCUCUUUUAUUUCUUUUUUUUUAUGAAAUUCGAAGUUUUGUAACAUUUAAGAAUAUACGUAAUUAAAGAUA